CAGGCUUUACACAUCGCAGUGUUCUGUCCUGGAACUCUGACAGGAGUGGACACACACACUCAUACGCGCACUCCCUCUCUCGCACACAUACCUGCAUCACAGAGGGUAGACAUUCUCCAUCACUGUCUGCAACCCCCCCCCCCCCCCCCCCCCCCCCCCCCCCCCCCCCCCCCCCCCCCCCCCCCCUCGAUUGGACCAUGUCCACGUCCUCGUCUGGAUCGACCAACCACAACAAGCGUCAGUCAUUGGAGACAGACAACUCUCAGAUUGCGUUGGACAAUGACUCAACCCAGCAUCUGAAGCUGAGGGAGAGACAGCGCUUUUUUGAGGAGGUGUAUCAGCACGAUAUGGACUUCCUCCUGUCCUCGGCUCACCUGCACAUUGACAGCAGGAAACCUCCCAUGGGCAGUAUCUCCUCUAUGGAGGUGAACGUGGACAUGCUGGAGCAGAUGGACCUCAUGGACAUCUCUGACCAGGAAGCUCUGGAUGUGUUCCUCAACUCUGGGGCCAACAACAGCCCACUGGCCUCCCCUUUACCAGAGGUAGAUGAUGAAGAGGAAGAGGAGGAAGAUGAGAGUAAAGUAGUUGUCUACAGGGAGCGUGUGCCAACUUGCGACAUUCGCCGGGGGUCAAAAUCUCGCAUGUCAUCCACCUCUUCCGGUUCCAGUGACACCAGCGGGGGAGGGACCGACACCCAUGUGGUCCAAUCAGAUAACGAGGAGGUGCACGCAGACACCCUGUUGCUGACCUCCGUGCCUCGAACAAAAGAUGAAGAGGCAGAGGAAGAAGAUGAAGAGAAGUGAGGCCUGUCCGCUCCGUUGUCAUAGAGACACAAGCCACUCAGCUGUUCUGACUGUUGUCAAUGACAACAAGGAGAGGGUAAACAGACUAACUCGGAGAUCCAUACAUAUACAGUACCAUCACUUCCUCUUUACAUGUUACUGUGCGGACGCCCCUGGAAUUCCUUGUGGGAAACCCCUAGCAUGGACAACCCUUGUUAUUCUUUGGUGUGUUGUUAUGGGUCAACCCACUGGGCACAGACACCAUUUAAACGUCAAAUGUUUAUUUACAUUUGGUUGAAAUGUCAACUAAUGUGA
Molecule: messenger RNA, 1097 nt
Organism: Salvelinus sp. IW2-2015
Lineage: Eukaryota; Metazoa; Chordata; Actinopteri; Salmoniformes; Salmonidae
Source: RefSeq, a predicted model, not a curated record